CUCACGUUGUAAAAAAAAAAGGGAAAAAAAAGGGGAUCGUCAGCCGAUCGAAGGGAGUCUGUUGGCUCCCUGACGCGAGCCAAGAAUCUAUAGAUAUAUAGAACCCGAGACGGAAUCAUUGUUUGAGGACGCUCUAAAGGACUUUUGUGAACGCUUCAGGGACGGUGGCAGUUUAUUUUCGGUACACCAGGAGCAGUGUGGUAGCCAGCUGUCCCAAAUUGAGUGUUUUCUGGCUUUGAUGCGACCCGAGUGUGCCUGGAGCAUGUCCACAGUGGGCCUGACUGCCCAGGAGACAUCUUUUCCCGUAGAACACCACUUCCUGCGGGGCGGGUACUGUCGUCACAGCAUGGCCGGAUCCAAACCAUCAAGGAACUUUCGCCACGAGCUGGACUUCUACUUUAAUCUGAAAUCUGCACACGCAGAUCACAGCUCUCAUGGCCAGCAGAAGGGUCCGCCAACUCUAAGUUACGAGAGACACAAACACGGCUACAGCACACAGAAGUUACCUCCAAAGACGUCCCGGCCUUCCCACCUCUCCCUGUCCUGCGCCUCUGAACCCUCCACCCCAAGUCCGGCCAAUGACGACCAGGUGGUCCCCUCAUUCCAAAGGCUCUCCGUGUGUAGCAGUCCGCCGCAAACCCCCGACAGGUGCUCCAAGCCUCUCCCCCCCAUCCCGCCGCACAGGAACAUGUCAGCCGAGCAGGCCGUGGACAACGAGGUGGAGUUUUUUCCCAGUGCGGACGAGAGCUGCUGCCUGGUAUCACAUCAGUAUUCCAAACAUUCCGGUCGAAAGAGCUUCAGGGAAUGCGGGCAGUACAACCUCGCUUACUACGAUGGACCCGUCGCGCCGCAACGCCCAAUGCCUCAGCAGCUGCCGCAUCCGGCGCAGCCCCCGCAGCAGGAAGUGAGUCAGGAGCACCAAGUGGUCUGUCAGAGACCACAGGACAGAACUCAGAGGAAACUACGGCGCACUCAAUCCGGACCAGCCGGAUACAAACACUCUCAACUGCGCCUCCCCUGCCACUACACCGCGGACAGGUCGGCGAUUCCUCCCCCCGUCCCGCCGCGGACAAGCAAGACGGCGGACCCUCGCCGCUGGUCAGCCGAGGUGUCGUCCGGGGCGUACAGCGACGAGGACCGACCGCCCAAGCUGCCCCCGAGGGAGCCCUUCCGCACCCCCGGCCUCCCCAAGUACUUCAACGGCGUCAUGCCUGCGACCCAAAGCUUUGCACCGGACAAAAACUACGUCAGUCGGGGUUUACAGAGACAGAACAGCGAGGGCUCCCCUUGCAUCCUGCCUAUCAUAGACAACGAGGGGAACAAGGACAGCAACACUCACUACUACCUUCUGCCGGAGCGGACCGACUUUGUGGCCUACCCUUGCCCGGAAAAGCUACUGCAGGCCAUGAGAAGCCCGUCGGCUCGGAAGGCGGACGUAUCGGACUCGGAGUGGGGCUGCCACACGAGGAGGAAAGCACACGUGGAUCUAGUUUGAACUGCUGCUCUUUUUGUUUGAAGCCGUUAUGUAUUGUACGACACCAGGGUACCCAGGUAUCCUGAGGUUGCGUUCGGCGUUUUCGAACCUGUGUUUGAUGUCAUGUUGGCAGUACGGUGUGAAAGGUGCAAGCGGGCCUUGAACCUCCCACAGUUCAGUGUUUUAGCGUCUGGAAGGUUGAGGAAGUUCAGUAUGUUCAGUGUCGGGCUUGUAUUUGUUUUAAAACGCUGCUUUUGUGCCUCACCAGGGACACAAUGUGACACCUAAUCUAUCAAGUAGGGAUGGGCGUGGUAAUUGAUUGCUGAUUCAUCCAAUCAAUUAAGGCAAAGUGGAGUGCAGUACUCGGCCGCAACCAGCAGAGGCGCUGUUUGGAAUCAGUCGCAACUCGGAAAGUCAUGGAAAAAAAUAAAAUAGUUGAAUUACCCUCAGCUCAAAGCCCAUCCCUCAGAUAUGACGAUUGUAGGGUCAAAUGAAGGAUUUUAGCACACAAAUAUCUACUAUAUGUUUUUUAAUCGAUACAACACCAUUUAAAUUUUUGUCAAGUGCAGCUUCUGUAGCGUCCUCUCACACAGACCCUGUAAAACAGACGCCUCAGAGCCGUGGCAGCCAUCACAGAGGCCGAAAGACAUCUCUUUCACAUAAAUUAUGUGAAAUAGCCGCAUCAGAGUUGUGCCUUUCACACAGAUUCCGUAAAAUAGCCGCAUCAGAGUUGUGCCUUUCACACAGAUUCUGUGAAAUAGCCGCAUCAGAGGUGUGCCUUUCACACAGAUUCUGUAAAAUAGCCGCAUCAGAGUUAUGCCUUUCACACAGAUUCUGUGAAAUAGCCGCAUCGGAGGUGUGCCUUGCACACAGAUUCUGUGAAAUAGCCACAUCAGAGUUAUGCCUUUCACACAGAUUCUGUGAAAUAGCCACAUCAGAGUUGUGCCUUUCACACAGAUUCUGUGAAAUAGCCACAUCAGAGGUGUACCUUUCACACAGAUUCUGUCAAAAAGCCGCAUCAGAGUUGUGCCUUUGACACAGAUUCUGUAAAAAAGCCGCAACAGAGUUGUGCCUUUCACACAGAUUCCGUAAAAUAGCCGCAUCGGAGUUGUGCCUUUCACACAGAUUCUGUGAAAUAGCCACAUCAGAGGUGUGCCUUUUACACAGAUUCUGUAAAAAAAAGCCGCAUCAGAGUUGUGCCUUUCAUACAGAUUCUGUCAAAAAGCCACAUCAGAGUUGUGCCUUUCACACAGAUUCUGUAAAAAAGCCGCAACAGAGUUGUGCCUUUCACACAGAUUCCGUAAAAUAGCCGCAUCGGAGUUGUGCCUUUCACACAGAUUCUGUAAAAUAGACUCAUCAGAGCCGUGGCAGUCGAUGCCUUUCACACAGAACACAACAAAGAGGCUUUUUGAAGCAACCGUAAAUUUAUCACACAGCAAAAGCGCAACAGCGUCAACAGGACAGGAGAAGAAUUACGAUGUGCACAGGCGCUGUCCUGCUGCCUCUGUUAGGGCUCUUCUGCUACUUUUGAAUGCAGAGCUCUUGCAAAAUUGACCAAUCAAAGCUGUAAGAGAAGUAUGCUGCCUCUCGUAAGAUGAUGCAAAAUACUUGUUGUACAGCAACAAAUCCUUUCAACACAAAAAGGGCGGGAGAUGUGAAUGUCCAGCCAUUGCGGAAUACACUAUUUACACAGGUCUUCUGUUACGUACCUCUGAUGUUGGAAUGAUGGUUGGGGGACUUAGUCCUUCAAUUAUGUGGUGACGUAUAUACAGAGCAGUGGUCUGGAAAAAAGACAAGCUUUUACAAGCUGUGUGAAAGGGUCUUCUGCGAAAUGGGUGCAUCAGAGCUGUAACAGUCUGGCAUUUGCUUUUUACCUGUGCGCUUUCACGUAGCGACAAGACGAUCAGAUUACGGAAUAUAUAAAAUAACAAAGUGUCUCGCUAGUCGGGUACCCGCUAUUUAAACAAGUCUUUUCCCGGCUUUGUUCCUGCUCUGUUACUACUACUCUCAAAGUCAAUCUGCGAAAAGGUACAUGCCAACUUUAUAAAAGGGGCCAUAGAGAUCCUAGAAAAUCAGAGCUGUAACAGAAUCUCAGGAAUUUACUUUUUACUUAGAACCUGGCGAAACCAGACAUGUUUUCUUUUCACACAGCAACAUGUCUUUGUGCAGUGAGAAUUGCUUUCAAAACAGUAGUGAGCGAGUUGCAGGAACUAAACAUCUCACCUGUAUCCAGCAACAGGCAUCGUCCUGGAUUUGUUACGGCUCUGAAUCGAGUGUUGGUGCCUUUUAUACAGAACAGCAACCCGCAAAAAGGCAGAAAGAUGGCGGCUUCUCCAGGCUGUGUGAAAGAGGCUGUAGAGAUCCCGUGAAUUGACACAUCCUAGCUAUAACAAAAUAUUGGGCUUUUACUUUUUACGCAGAACCCAGCAAAACAAGAUAUUUCCACAUAGUUACACACACCCCGGUCUCCUUCCUCCUCUGAUACUACUAGUCCAAAGGCAACCCACAAAAAGGCAGUCUGUGUAAAAGGGGUUGUGAAUCGACACAUCAGAGUUAUAACAGGGGAUCUGGCUUUUGCUUUUUACACAAAAACAAGAUAUUUCUGCAACACACCGCGGUCCCCGUCAUGCUCUGAUUCUACUACUCAAAAGUCAACCCACAAAACCGCAGAACGAUGGCGGCUUUCACAGUUUGUGUAAAAGGGGCUGUCGAGAUUUGGAAAACUCAGAGGAUCCUGCACUUUCUUUUUACACAGUUCUAGUUCUAGUGAAUUUACGGUCCAUGUGGUCUCGGUUACGGCUCUGACUCUACGGCACCAAAGCCGGCACUUUUUGUAGGGCGACUUUGAGGACAGUUUGUAGAGAAUCGCAAACCAGAAAGAAGACCAGGCGGAAAGAUGGUGGCUUUCCCAGGCUGUGUGAAAGAGGCUGUACAGAUCCUGCAAAUUGACACAUCAUAGGCAUAACAAAAUAUUGGAUUUUUGCUUUUCACGCGGAACCCCACAAAUCAAGAUAUUUUCACGACCGCGUGGGUGCGCUUUCACAUAGUUACACACCCCGGCAACCCACAAAAAGGCAGUCUGUGUAAAAGGGACUGUGAAUCGACACAUUAGAGUUAUAUCAGAGGAUCUGGCUUUUGCUUUUUACGCAAAAACAAGAUAUUUCCGCGACUGUGCGCUUUCACACAGCAACACAGCUUCUGAUUCUACUACUCCAAAGUCAACCCACAAAAAUGCAGAACGAUGGCGGCUUUCACAGUUUGUGUAAAAGGGGCUGUGGAGAUUUGGAAAACUCAGAGGAUCCUGCACUUUCUUUUUACACAGUUCUAGUUCUAGUGAAUUUACGGUCCAUGUGGUCUCGGUUACGGCUCUGACUCUACGGCACCAAAGCCGGCACUUUUUGUAGGGCGACUUUGAGGACCGUUUGUAGAGAAUCGCAAACCAGAAAGAAGGCCAGGCAGAAAGAUGGUGGCUUUCCCAGGCUGUGUGAAAGAGGCUGUACAGAUCCUGCAAAUUGACACAUAGUUAUAACAAAAUAUUGGAUUUUUGCUUUUCACGCAGAACCCAGCAAAUCAAGAUAUUUUCACGACCGUGUGGGUGCGCUUUCACAUAGUUACACACCCCGGCAACCCACAAAAAGGCAGUCUGUGUAAAAGGGGCUGUGAAUCAACACAUUAGAGUUAUAUCAGAGGAUCUGGCUUUUGCUUUUUACGCAAAAACAAGAUAUUUCCGCGACUGCGCUUUCACACAGCAACACAUCUUCUGAUUCUACUACUCCAAAGUCAACCCACAAAAAUGCAGAACGAUGGUGGCUUUCACAGUUUGUGUAAAAGGGGCUGUCGAGAUUUGGAAAACUCAGAGGAUCCUGCUUUUUUGUACACAGUUCUAGUCCUAGUGAAUUUACGGUCCACGUGGUCUCGGUUACGGCUCUGGCCGGCACAUUUGCAGGGCGACUUUGAGGACCGUUUAUAGAGAAUCGCAACCCGGAAAGACGCCCGCUGUGUGAAAGGGGCUAUGUCGAGUGUGAGGUGACUGUAUUUGUUACUUUGUGUGCGUGCGGAGGUGGCGUGAGUGAAUGCAUCCUUACUGAAAUGUGUGUUUUUAAUGUCGUGGUCAAGCUGUGAAGUACUACCUCCCUCCAGAUCCAAUCCUCUAUUUCACGUAGCCCGCCUUUUUAUUGUCUGCUGUACGGCAGUGACAGAUGUCAUGUUGUGUGCAUGGUCUUAAAGCCACACGGGGAGCUUUGUCACAGACUUUCCUGUUCUCGUACAUUCCUGCCUUACAUGAUUGCAGUGGGUGUGGUCUGACAGACUUUGGCUGCUGGCAGCCGAGGGGAAAAAAAAAAAAAAGAAGAAAAAAAAAAAGAAGAUCUUUUUUGAAUUGUAUUUUUAUUAGAGUUGUUGCUCAGCCAAGUUGUAAAUGUAGCACACGUGUUGAAGUUCACUUUGGGCUCACUAAAGGUCAAUUGAAGUCUACUUUGUGUUGUGUUCUUUCCCCCCCGCUCCCGACUUAAAAAGUCCCAACGACAAUAAUGUUUACAUCAUACACUGGUACUAUUUAAUCUUAAAGGUAUUGAACGGUCUUAUGAAAGGAUGACGAAGAAGUGAAGACGAGUAAAAAAAAAAAAAGAAAAAAGAAAAAGGAAUAACCUCUGCUGUGGUGAAGACAUGCACUGGGAGAGUGUCGUAUGCUGUGUACAGUAUUUAACUAUUCCGUUUGUAGUCUUUUUUUUUUUUUUGCAAAGAAAUAAACUUUAUUUAUGAAU
Nerophis lumbriciformis (worm pipefish) is the source of this 6237-nucleotide messenger RNA. It is a transcript of the gene errfi1a, whose product is annotated as ERBB receptor feedback inhibitor 1a. Gene Ontology annotation, biological process: regulation of keratinocyte differentiation; negative regulation of epidermal growth factor receptor signaling pathway. NCBI's taxonomy places the organism in Eukaryota, Metazoa, Chordata, Actinopteri, Syngnathiformes, Syngnathidae. The record is from RefSeq and is a predicted model, not a curated record.